Molecule: messenger RNA, 2898 nt
Organism: Heterostelium album PN500
Lineage: Eukaryota; Evosea; Eumycetozoa; Acytosteliales; Acytosteliaceae
Exons: 10
Coding region: 1-2898 (965 amino acids)
Source: RefSeq, a predicted model, not a curated record
AUGGGUAAGACCUGCAAUUCUAUAUAUGUCUCUUCUGCACAAAUAACAAAUUCAACAGAAUGUACUGCUCUAAAUGGAACAGGAUCAACCAUUAUUCAAUCAAAUUUUUUUGAAAACUUUACAAAAUUAUAUUCAUUGGCACUCGACUCUGUCGAACCACCAAGUACAUUCCUAAUUGACUUAAAUAAAUAUAAUCCAAAUGUCAAAUAUCUACAAUGUAAUCGUUGUAAUAUUACCAAAAUAGAUAAUGUAGCACUAUAUUAUAUUAGAUUGAUAUUACGUAAUAAUCCAAUUAGUGGUACUAUAACUUCAAGAGCUCUUGGAUACAUACAAUAUUUUGAUUACACAGCAACUGACAGUAUAUAUAGAAAAGAUGUUCAUUUUUCUGGUAAAACACCAUUUCCUGAUACUAAUUGGAAAUAUCCAGAGAGUGUUUUUGGUCAUUUAUCAUCUUUACCAGACUUGACUGGUUUUUCAUCUAGUUCAUUUAAACAAGUAGUUUUCGAAUUUGGACCGAAUUUCAUUUCCCCGCCUGACUUUAGCAAUAUGUCAACUUGGCGCGAUAUAAACGAUUUAACACUUAUCGAUAAUAAUGUAAACAAAGUAACCAUUACAAACUUUCCAUUUGAAGCAUUAAAUAUAAAAUUUUUAACAUUAAAAGGUAUCGAUUUUGAAACACCAUCAAAAUUUUUGAAUAUGAGUCUGAUACCUCAAAUAACAAUAGAUAAAUGUAAUUUAAAUAUAAAUGGUGAAAUACCAUUCUCUUUACUUCACCCUGAACUGGCAUCAUUUACAUUUACCUCUAGUAAUAUUACAAAAAUGAUAGAUUUAACACUAUUUUCAGAUAAUUUACUAUCUGUUAUUGGAUUGAAUGGAAAUCAAAUAGCUGGUGAAUUACCUCCAAAUCCAAGAUUUUUCGCUCUUGAGGUGUUUGGAAACAAACUUACUGGAUCUAUUCCAUCGGAAUAUUGUUACACCUAUAGUAAACUUGGUAAUAAUUUGUUGAGUGGUGAUCUUCCAAGUUGUUAUGUUUGUCAUUUGCGAGAUCCUAUUGCUCGUUCCUACAUCGCUGGAAACAACUUUAACAACUACCAAGAUAGCUGGACAACCUCUCAAUAUCCACCAUGUACCACCGCAAAAGUAACUAGCUUGUCGAAACUCUCAAAACUAAGUUCACUCACUAUCACCGGUGUCGACUUGGGUUGGACCAGUACCUUGCUCUAUUUCCCAUCAACAUCCAACCCGUUGGAACAACCUUUUGUAUCAUAUCCACGCGCCAACUCAAUCAUCAACGUAGCUGCCAACGGUCCCUACUACAAUCUUCUGCUUUCGAAAGGAUAUCUUAAUUUCACACUGUUGGAUAUCAAUCAAAAUUUUAUUUUGCCACUGGAAGAGUCUGGUCCGAUUGUGUACAACAUCUCAGUCUAUCCCUAUGGUAACGUGGGAUACAGUUUCUUUAUCAUUGGUAAAUCAUUUGGUUCAUCGACUGUCAACAUCUCCAUUACCUUUGGUCAGCUUCCAUGCUAUGCAACAACGGUCAGUGGCGAUGCCGUCGAGUGUCUUCUCUACGGUGAUAGCAUUCCAGAAAAUCAAUACACUGUCACCGUUUCAACGAAAUUAACGAAUGGAUCGAUUGCCUCAACAACGACAAGCUAUUGGUUCAAACGAACAUUUCCUUUCAUAACAGCGAUAAAAUCAUGUCCGUUGGCAGGUGGACUUGUCACUCUCUACGGUAGCUUUGGUCCGAUUCACAACGAUUCUUCAGUCACAAUCGGCAAGCUAGAUUGUGCAAUUCAGAAUAUCAGCGACUCGUUGAUCGUUUGCAAUUUGGAUACACCGGGAACACCAGGCCCGAAAAAUGUUUCACUCAUUGUCAACCUGGUUUCUUGGAAAGCGAUGGACUAUUUCAUGUAUGAAGGUGAAUUUACUUGCGAUAGCAAUUGCAACGGUCAUGGAUUCUGUCAGAACGGAUUCUGUCUGUGCUAUAAAGGCUAUGUUGGUGCAGCUUGUGCAGACAUCCAACAAAGUGGUACCGGCAUCACAAUGAAUACAACUGGCGACGGUACAACCAUAACCACCAACGACUCUGACACCUCCGAUGUCAAGUUCAACUUUGUACUUCGUUCCAUCGUUGAAUUCUCUGGCGUGCGAGAAACAAUAAGAACUCUGGCACUCAAGAAUUGGACAUUCACCGGGGUAACAAACUACCAGAACUUCUCACAGUUUGGAUAUUACACGCUAUUCGAAACAGCGAAUAUCAGUUACACCAUUCAACAAUUCAAUGUUGCGACACAGCUGCAAUUCGCAGGCUCCACUCUCCAAAUGGAGAAAGACACAAUUAAACUCUCGGUGAAAGUAGAGAAUUGGCGGUAUCUCGGCAAGUUGAAUACGAUCCAAGUGGUUCUCGAAUCGAAUAUGGUGUUGCCAAGCGACUACGAUCCCUCGGAUCCAUGCAGUAAGACGCUGAUCAACACAUUCGGUGAAACCACUCUCAACUACCUGUCGUUCGAACAUAACGGUGUGGUUAUGUACGGUCGGUUCAUGGAUAAGGUGCUCUCCGAUGGUCGUCCCACCUUCAGUGUCGCACAGGUGUUGAAUCAAGGUCCCACUUCGAUCAUCGUUGGAAUCAACUUCCCCUAUUGCAAUGAAUGUAUUCUCGACCCUGAUUUCUCACUGCUCGUGAAACCGGACCGCUCCAACAGCGACGAUGCCUGUUCGAACCAAUCGACCAGCCAAAAACAAUUCAAAUGGCUACUACCUACCGUCAUCGUUGUUUCAAUCGUCGGAGCAGCAGCAAUCAUCACAAUCUUGGUAUUCACAAUUAAAUCAAGAUUCUUUAUUAAAUUUACAAAAGAAGCUGGUUUAGUUUGUUUUAAAAAGAGAAAAUCAAUGAAAUAA